Messenger RNA from Oncorhynchus gorbuscha (pink salmon), 3284 nucleotides. RefSeq names its product serine/threonine-protein kinase BRSK2-like. Gene Ontology annotation, cellular component: cytoplasm. The record is from RefSeq and is a predicted model, not a curated record. Gene Ontology annotation, biological process: intracellular signal transduction; microtubule cytoskeleton organization; protein phosphorylation. The transcript is spliced from 15 exons. Gene Ontology annotation, molecular function: tau-protein kinase activity; ATP binding; protein serine/threonine kinase activity. NCBI's taxonomy places the organism in Eukaryota, Metazoa, Chordata, Actinopteri, Salmoniformes, Salmonidae. The coding region runs from base 1337 to 3151 and encodes 604 amino acids.
GAAGAGGGGAGAGAGAAAAAAAUAACGUUUUUUUUUUGCGGCCAGAAGGGAGGCUAUCCCGUGAUGGAUUGUGGAUGCAAAGAACUUCGACAGACAAGCAGAUAUUUUUCGAAUCGCUUCUGAAGCUGCAUCUUUCUGCACAAGGACGCCGGUGAAGGAUGAUUCUUGGAACCAGCGGCGACAGGAGCGCGAGCGGUGAUGGUGUGAUAUGUCCAUAGACGGCGAGGGAGGGAGGGGAGAGUGCACGGGAAAGAAAGAGGGAGGGAGGAGAGUACUACGCCAGCUAAAUAUGCUUUUUUUUUUUUUUUGUAGAAACACGAUGUAUUACAACCAUCCAAUCGAGCGUUUCACAUAAAUAGAGAAAACGAUUAUUUAUCGAAAGAAAAAUAACAUUGUUGACAGACGUUGACUGGGGGAAUACAGAUUGAGAGAAGUCUAGGCUAGUCCGAACGGGUGCGGAUAGCAGGGUGGCUGGCUGUUUUGACGCUCUGUUACCCACUAUUUCCUGAUACCAGGCCCUGGGAUAAUCCGAAGAGUGCACCGGAUAUUGGGAAAACCACCCCUCUGAGGCUAUAACGGAAAAUUACUAUUCAUAUAGCCUGAAGGACGGAGCAGAGAUAGUCUACAUACCAAAAUGAGACAAAAAGAGGUGGAGGAAGACACAAAUAUGUUACGAUGAUAAGAUUCUUUACAAAUGUCGUUAUUAUGUUAUUAUAAGGAACACUUAUGACAGCAUCGAGUGUAGGCUAUGAGGUGCAGAAUUGUGUGCAAUCUAGCCGUUAAAUUGAGCCUAUCUGAUGAAGUAGUUUUUGAUAGGCUAUUCCAGCUGCUUACAUCUAUCUGUCUAUACCAAUAUGAACAAUAGGACACAUUUAUUACGUCUAUUACAUUUACAUUUACAUUUUGUUAAUAAUAAUUGCAGUUCAUAAUAACUUCCGUUAUUUUGGACUUCUCAAAUAUGCACCUGUCAAAAUCUCCGUACGAGUUUCCCUCUUCCACUUUCUAACGUCCCCUCGUUUCAUUCCUGUUUAGUCAAUUCACGGUCGUUGACAAUAAACUGAGUUUACCGAAUUUAUAUGACGGAAAAUGUAUGCAAUAGCCGCAUAGAAAAUGGCAAGUGCACGGGAGUAGCCCUGCUGAGACUAUAGGCCACGAUAUUGUCAUCACUACAACCGCUCUCUCCAUUCCUCCCUGUGACAACAUCGCUGGGCGUCUGUAAUGUUAUUACCGCGGAGCCGUUCUGCCGCCAGGAUCGACAGCUAUACAUUCCUCCUGAAAAAAACUGCGAGUUGAUCUCCUUAUCAUCAUAUCAUUUCGCUUUCAACGCACGGACAUCAUGACAAGCAAGGAGCUGUCCGUAGGCCAGUCGGCCCAAUACGUCGGGCCUUACCGGUUGGAGAAAACCCUUGGGAAGGGGCAGACGGGUUUGGUGAAGCUGGGAGUCCACUGUAUCACGGGACAGAAGGUGGCCAUAAAGAUUGUGAACCGAGAGAAGCUGUCCGAGUCUGUCCUCAUGAAGGUGGAGAGGGAGAUAGCUAUACUAAAACUAAUAGAGCACCCUCAUGUGCUGAAGCUGCAUGACGUUUAUGAGAAUAACAAAUACCUGUAUCUGGUGUUGGAGCAUGUCUCAGGAGGAGAGUUAUUUGACUACCUGGUGAAGAAGGGCAGACUGACGCCUAAAGAGGCCAGGAAGUUCUUCAGACAGAUCAUCUCAGCGCUGGACUUCUGCCACAGCCACUCUAUAUGUCAUAGAGACCUGAAGCCUGAGAACCUGCUCCUGGAUGAGAAGAACAACAUCCGCAUCGCUGACUUCGGCAUGGCUUCCCUACAGGUGGGAGACAGCCUGCUAGAGACCAGCUGUGGAUCUCCUCACUACGCGUGUCCAGAAGUUAUCCGAGGGGAGAAGUAUGACGGUCGCAGGGCAGAUGUGUGGAGCUGCGGAGUCAUCCUCUUUGCACUGCUGGUGGGAGCUCUACCCUUUGACCAUGACAACCUGCGCCAGCUCCUUGAGAAGGUGAAGAGUGGGGUGUUCCACAUGCCCCACUUCAUCCCCCCAGACUGCCAGGCCCUGCUCAAAGGAAUGAUCCAGGUCAACCCUGACAAGAGACUCACGCUAGAAGCCAUACAAAAACACUCCUGGUAUCUUGGUGGUCGUAACGAGCCGUGCCCGGAGCAGCCACCUCCCAGGCGUGUGUGUGUGAAGAGGAUCGUGUCGCUGACCGAGCUGGACCCCGAUGUGCUGGACAGCAUGCACUCGCUGGGCUGCUUCAGAGACCGGGGGAAACUGACCCAGGACCUGCAGUGUGAGGAAGACAACCAGGAGAAGAUGAUCUACUACCUCCUCUUGGACAGGAAAGAGCGUUACCCCAGCUGUGAGGAUGAAGACCUGCCGCCCAGGAACGAUAUAGGUCUCCCAGCAGAUCCCCCUAGGAAGCGGGUGGACUCUCCCAUGCUGACCCGUCAUGGCCGGUGCCGGCCGGAGAGGAAGAGCCUGGAGGUGCUGAGUGUGACGGAGCAGGGCUCCCCAACACCCACGCGCAGGGCGCUGGACACCUCCGCACACAGCCAGAGGUCUCGUUCAGUCAGUGGCGCUUCAACAGGGCUCUCGUCAAGUCCUCUCAGCAGUCCCAGGAGCCCAGUUUUCACUUUCAGCCAAUCAGAAGUCACCUCCGCCUCCACCACCCACUCCAAAGACCCCAAACCAGGAAGUGCCACCACUCCCCGGCCGUCACAACGGAUGACCGUGCCCGACCCCAAAACCCAAACCCUGCCCUCCAAAGGGCUCUCCGAUCGCACUCACCUCCAGUCCAUGAAGUCACUACCUCUCCAAGCUCCCCCCUCUGCGUCCCCCUCCCCCAUCCUCUCCCCCAUCCCUCGCUUCUUCUUUUUCCCCGCCCCCUCCGUCUUUAAGUCGGUCACUAAGAGCGUCUAUCCUAACUCUGCCCCUGUGCCACAGGUCACCCCUCAGGGGUCUCCACUCCCCACCCCCCUGGGCACCCCUGUCCACCACCCCCAGCACCCCCCGCCCACCCCUCCCUCCUCCUCCUCUUCCUCCUCCUCCUCGCGGGCAGAGGGAGGCGGCGGGGGCGGAUCCCUCUCCCUAACCCCGCCCUCCAGCCCCGGAGGCAGCGGGGGGGAUGGCCGCCAGUAGCUCCGCCCACUGGAGGACACGCCUCAACUCCUUCAAGAACAACCUGCUGGGUUCGCCACGCUUCCACCGACGCAAACUGCAGGUUCCAACACCGGAGGACAUGUCCAGUCUAACUCCAGAAUCAAGCCCAGAG